Molecule: messenger RNA, 1137 nt
Organism: Hevea brasiliensis (rubber tree)
Lineage: Eukaryota; Viridiplantae; Streptophyta; Magnoliopsida; Malpighiales; Euphorbiaceae
Product: (-)-isopiperitenol/(-)-carveol dehydrogenase, mitochondrial
Exons: 1
Coding region: 215-1000 (261 amino acids)
Source: RefSeq, a predicted model, not a curated record
UAGGAUGAAAAAUUUUCACCCAACCAAACAAGGAAAGUUGAAGUUGAACCUUCCUUCACCUUCUUUCCUCCCUGCCUUUUCAUCCUUCCGCUUUUUCUGCAAACAAACACUACCUUAAAGUUGGCCAUGAUAAAGAGCUUCCCUUGCCUUGAAAGACCAGGCUUUAGAUCCUUUUCUGCAAGUCUACUCCCAUUUUCAUUCUGCCAAGUGCUAAAUGGCUCAUACCACAGCCUCCAUCAAUAAGCUUCACGACAAAGUGGCCAUCAUCACCGGUGGCGCAAGCGGCAUCGGGGAGGCCACAGCUCUUCUCUUUGCCGAGCACGGCGCACGUGCAGUCGUGAUCGCCGAUGUCCAGGACGAAAAAGGACAAAAACUGGCUGAAACCAUCGGUAACCUCCACUCCACCUAUAUCCACUGCGAUGUAACGGAUGAGAACCAAGUCAAAUCUCUCGUGGAAUCCACCGUCGAGCUGUAUGGUCACCUCGAUGUCAUGUUCUGCAACGCGGGUACCGCCAGCACUUGCACUCAGACCGUCCUGGACUUUGACAUCGCUGCCUAUGAGAAACUCUUUGCCGUGAACGUGGGUGGCGUCGCAGCAAGUCUAAAGCACGCAGCGCGGGCGAUGGUGGAGGGAGGAGUAAAGGGUAGCAUCAUAUGCACAGCGAGCAUUGCGGCGAGGACAGGCGGAGACAGGGCCACGGAUUAUGCGAUGUCCAAGUGUGCGUUGUUGGGGUUGGCGAGGUCGGCGAGUAUGCAGCUGGGUGAGCAUGGGAUAAGAGUGAACUGCGUGUCGCCGGGGCCGGUGGCGACGCCUCUGCUGUCUAAUAUGAUGGGGAUGGGAAUGGAUGAGGCGGAGAAGGCUUUUGAAUCGAGUUAUUGGUUGAAAGGUGUGAUGAAGGUGAAGCAUGUAGCGGAUGCUGUGUUGUUUCUUGCUUGUGAGGAUUCUGAGUUUAUCACCGGCCAUAAUUUGGUUGUAGAUGGUGGAUUUAAAUUUUCAUAGUGAAAUAUACUUGUUAUGAAUAUCUUGGUAGAAGAAAAAUAAGAAUUUCGUUUGCUAUUAUCAUCUGCCAUGGAUAAAACUGUGUCCAGUAAUCUUUACAAGAAGUUAAUUAGCAUAUAUAUUUCUUUGAUUGUUAA